CUCCCGGGGAGACAGUGGCAAGAUGGCGUCCCUGGAUCGGGUGAAGGUACUGGUGUUGGGAGACUCAGGUGUGGGGAAAUCUUCACUAGUUCACCUUCUGUGUCAAAAUCAAGUACUAGGAAAUCCCUCAUGGACUGUGGGAUGCUCAGUGGAUGUCAGAGUUCACGACUACAAAGAAGGAACCCCAGAAGAGAAGACUUUCUACAUAGAACUGUGGGAUGUUGGAGGCUCUGUGGGUAGUGCCAGCAGUGUGAAAAGCACAAGAGCAGUAUUCUACAAUUCUGUAAAUGGUAUUAUUUUAGUACAUGACUUAACAAAUAAAAAGUCAUCUCAGAACUUGAGUCGUUGGUCAGUGGAGGCUCUCAAUAGGGACAUGGUGCCAACUGGAGUCUUGGUGACAAAUGGUGAUUAUGAUCGGGAGCAGUUUGCUGAUAACCAAAUCCCACUGUUGGUAAUAGGAACAAAACUGGAUCAGAUUCAUGAGACCAAGCGCCAUGAAGUUUUAACUAGGACUGCUUUCUUGGCUGAGGAUUUCAAUGCAGAAGAGAUUAAUUUGGAUUGCACAAAUCCACGGUACUUAGCUGCAGGUUCUUCCAAUGCUGUCAAGCUUAGUAGGUUUUUUGAUAAGGUCAUAGAGAAGAGGUACUUUUUAAGAGAUGGCAAUCAGAUGCCAGGUUUUCCUGAUCGAAAACGAUUUUUGGGAGGAACGUUUAAGAGCCUUCAUUAUGACUGAUGUACCUUCAUAAUGACUGAAGUACCCUCAUCCCUUGGAAGAAAGAGCAUGCAGUGGCAGUUGUCACAGCUUUCCUUUUGCUGUGUCAAUUAUUUACAUCUCGGCCUUUUGAUGGAAGCAUCUUUAAAAUGCUACCCUUUAGCCUUAUCCUUUAAUGGAAAAAUGAAAGGACAGCCCAACAGGGGGAGAUCCAAACUCCGUCCCCUGUCCUUUGUGCUCCCCACCUUUCUUCUGCCCCUGUUUAUAGAUCAUGUGACAGCCUGGUGAAAAUAGGAGGAGUUUUCACAAGGAUGCAGUAAAUGAGCAGUGACAAGGUACUGCAGAGAAAAUUUACUCUGGCUUGGAACUGAAGGGCUUUCUUUACGAGUCUGUAAUUUUCCCACACUUAUUGCUGAAGGCUAAAUUAAGUACUUCAAAGAUGUAUCUCUGUUAUUUAUUUUACCUUCUUGAGGGGAAAGGUUAGGUAACCAGUCCCGAGUUGUCCACCUCAAAUAAUCUCCCUCAUUUUCAAAGAAGCCAAAUGGUGUUAUUUAAUUGUCUCUACCCUCAUUACACAACAGGGAUGCCUAAAAAUAGCAACCCUCUCCUUUACUUUCUAAAUGGCUUGGUGGCUGAGAGGGGCAGACUAAUAGCUGGAGUUAAAUAUAAAUAGAGAUUAAUAAUACAUAGAGAACAGCAGGACCAGAAAAGAAGAAUUCUGUGAUAAACUGACAGCUUCUUCAUCCUUUAGGUUGCAGCUGUCUGCAGGCUCAUAAUGUUUUCUGUUUGGAUAUGGUAGGAAGAAAUCUAAAACCUGCACAAGGGCAGUAAGAGAUUGGAUGUUUACUCUUUGAUGUUUACGUUUUUCAAGGAAAUUCAACUCCUGACUUGUCCCUUAGCUAUACUCAGAAAACUAAGAAUAUGAUUUUUAUAUCAAAAAAACAAUGUAUUUAUGGGGGAAAAGUAAAAAUAAGAAACAUUUAUAUGAAUUAUGAACUAGAUUCUUAGUGUUCAUCGUCACUAUAAAGCUCUCUGCAUGUGUGUGUGUGUGUGAGAUCACCUGUGUUCUUUCCCUCUUUGCUGCAGUCCUCUGCUCUCCUGAUUUUACUUCAUAUUAAAAAGUAAUCAUUUUCAUUCUUGUUUUAAAAUGAGGUGAAAAAGAACUAAAUUCAUUUUCUCUUCCACGUUAAUUAAAUUUUAGAAGUACUCUGGAAGCCAAGGUAUACUGAGAAAGGAUAUUAAAAUGUUAGUGAGUGCUUUUGGAGCAGCAGUCUGGGGAAUUUACAAAAGCCUUUUGAAGGCACUUUUCAUCAGCUGAACUUUUCUCCUGUUCUUCUUCCCUCACUCACUGCAGCAGCUAGCACUGGUUGUUUUUGCUCAUUUUUAUUUUUUUUUAGAUAAAAUGGAGUCAUGCAAAUCAUGUUCUGUGUGUGAAAUGUGGCAAAGGUGUGUUGUGGCAGAGGCUAUAGAGUUGGGAAAUAGAAACCAAAUGCUACACAAGGGCCUAAAUCAUCCAAAACUCUUCGGAGUGUCCUUGUUAAAAAUAAAUCAAUGUUAAACAGCUUAACCAUAACCCACAACGGAAAUGUAGUGCAAGUACACUUGUUUAGCAUGUGUGAGACACUAGAAUUGAUCCUUAGUACUAUAAAAAUAAAAAUUGAAAUUGAAAAUUAAAAACUAAAUCUUUCCCUCUCUUCUUUUCAAAUUAAAAAAAAAUCCAUCCAAAUUUCUUUAUUUUCUUCCUUACUAAGAAACAAAAAUGAGCUAAGGAUUUAGCUCAGUAUCAGAGUAUUUGCCCUUGGUUCCAUCCCUAUCGCCAAAAUAAAUAAAUCCAUCACUGAUGGCUCCAGGGACAGCAUUUUUAAAAAAAUUAACAAUAUUCCUAGUUCCAUUUCUUCUUGUUACCAACCCAAUUCCUGGAAUUAUAGUUUCUAAGAUAAAGUUAAUUAUCUAAUGUAAAUUUCUUGCAAGAAUUUGUAGCAACAAAAUAAGGCUAUUUACCAAAAUGAACUUCAACAGCCAGACUUUUUUUUAAAGAAUGCUUUUAAAGCAUAAUUUUUAAGAAGUAGUCAUAAAAAUUGCCUAUAGAAAAUAUGUGAGCAUAAACGCACAAAUGGUUUUUAAUGUAUUUAGUUAACUCUUAAUUUUCCUACCUUCUAUAUUGGAUAAGUUGCU
Molecule: messenger RNA, 2887 nt
Organism: Dipodomys ordii (Ord's kangaroo rat)
Lineage: Eukaryota; Metazoa; Chordata; Mammalia; Rodentia; Heteromyidae
Gene: Rabl3
Product: RAB, member of RAS oncogene family-like 3
Exons: 8
Coding region: 23-733 (236 amino acids)
Biological process (GO): intracellular protein transport
Cellular component (GO): endomembrane system
Molecular function (GO): GTPase activity
Source: RefSeq, a predicted model, not a curated record